This is a messenger RNA of Aureobasidium pullulans EXF-150, 3548 nucleotides long. RefSeq names its product linoleate diol synthase. The coding region runs from base 81 to 3272 and encodes 1063 amino acids. The record is from RefSeq and is a predicted model, not a curated record. Gene Ontology annotation, biological process: response to oxidative stress. The transcript is spliced from 3 exons. NCBI's taxonomy places the organism in Eukaryota, Fungi, Ascomycota, Dothideomycetes, Dothideales, Saccotheciaceae. Gene Ontology annotation, molecular function: heme binding; monooxygenase activity; iron ion binding.
AACGACUCCUGGAAGUACUUUGAUCAUUCCUCCUGUCUAACUUUGUUACUUUCUCCCACACAACCACUACAAUCACAGUCAUGGCAGUCGGCCAACUCAAAUCAUUGAUCGGAUCUAUCCGAAGGAAGCCAUCCACCGCUCCGGACCGCAAGACUGAUGUCGAGGCGGAUCUAAAGCCCAUGAACGAGAAGACUUCCCUCAUCCAUGAUCUCACACACAUGAAGGUGAAGGACAUGAGAACUGUCGCACAAGGCUUGACGACGAUUGCAUCUGGCGAGCCCAUGGAUGACAAGGAUCUACUACUCGAGCAUGGUGUUGCUGCACUACAGACUGCGCCGCCGAACAGUGGAAUGUCCUCAAUGGUUUCGGAAGGUUUUAUCAAGAUGCUGUACAAUGACCUGCCUCAUCCACCAGUGACACUGGCUGGACCUACGGCAAGAUAUAGACGACACGAUGGAGGCAACAACAACCCAUGGAAUCCGGAGAUGGGCAAAGCUGGAACACCAUACAGUCGAAGCGUUCCUCCCAUGAGACCGAAAGGUCCCAAUCUUCCCGACCCAGAGCUUGUUUACGAGCAGCUGCUCAAGCGAAAGGGUCCAUUCCGUGAGCACCCCUCUGGUCUCAACAGACUUUUCUUCUCCUUUGCCACAAUCGUCAUCCACGAGUGUUUUCAAACUUCUCGAACGGACUCUUGGAUCAACGAGACCUCGAGUUACGUUGAUCUGAGCACUCUAUACGGAAACACAGAAGUGGAGCAGAAACGAGUCCGCACAUACAAAAAUGGACUCAUCUACGCAGACUCGAUCGCUUCUGAAAGAAUCAUGAUGAUGCCUCCUGGCGUCAUCGCAGUCUUGAUAAUGUUUUCGAGAAAUCACAACAGCAUUGCCCAUUCACUAUUCUCCAUCAACGAGGAGGGCAAGUACAAAGACUGGGAUACUUUGGAUGAGAAGCAGAGGAUAGCGCAAGACGAGGACAUCUUCCAGCUUUCUCGCAACAUCAAUGUGGGCUUCUUCGCGACUGUCGUCCUGAAAGAUUAUGUUGCAGCCAUCUUGAACACACCAAGGGCCAACUCGGAAUGGUCUCUGGAUCUAGGAGCUGAGAUCAAGCAAGCUGGCACACGAGUCGAACGCGGUACCGGUAAUGUCGUCUCUGUUGAGUUUGCCGUGCUCUACCAUUGGCAUGCUGCACUCAGCGCCGCUGAUGCCAAGUGGAUGGAAGACCUGCUGAGAGACAACCUUCCUGAGCUCGGCUCAAUAGAUGACGUGACCCCUGACAUGUUCAAGAAGGUUCUCAUGACGGAGGGUCAUAAGCUAAAGGACUCUCUUCCUAGAGAUUGGACAUUCGGUGGUCUUAAGAGGAAAGCCGAUGGAAUGUUCGACGAUGUUGAUCUUGCUGAAAUCAUCAAAGAUUGCAUUGAGUCUCCAGCGCAUGCUUUUGGUGCGCACGGUACACCUGCUAGCUUGAAGAUCGUUGACAUCAUGGGAAUGCUCCAAGCUCGAGACAAGUUCCAAGUUUGCACAAUGAACGAGUUCCGUCGCUACCUGAACUUGAAGGCAUACAACAGCUUCGAAGAGUGGAACCCGGACAAGGAAACUGCCAGAGCUGCUGAACUUCUUUACGGUCACAUCGACAACCUCGAGCUCUAUCCGGGUCUCAUGGCAGAGGUCACGAAGCCUCCUAUGCCUGGCAGCGGUGUCUGUCCAGGUCAGACGACUGGUCGCGGUAUUCUUGAUGACGCUGUCGCUUUGGUUCGAGGAGACCGAUUCCUGUCUUAUGACUUUAACAGUUCUACCUUGACGAAUUGGGGUGUUACCAAGCUCAGCACUUCUCCACCAGGUGCUUACGGAGGUAUGCUGCCCCAAUUGCUCCUUUCUGGGCUGCCUAAUGCCUUCACUGGAACGUCUGCCUAUGCUCUGCUGCCAUUCUAUACACCCAAGGCUGCGGCAGGCAUCCUCAAGGGCAACGGUGUGAUUGAUCAAUACGACCUCACGAGACCUCGAAGUGACAGAGGUGUCGUUGCCAUUCACACACAAGAGGGCUGUAAAAAGGUAUUCGAAGAUCGUGAAAACUUCCGUGUCAUGUACCAAGCCGCCAUUAGGAAUUGUACAGACGGUCACGACUUCAUGAUUGGAUGGGAUCAAGCAAAGAAACACGACGACAGAUCCAAGAUUUUGCACAAGGUUUUCUUCGAAGACAACUUCGAGGCGAACGUCACCAAAUUCUUCCGAACUAAUGUUGCGCAACUCAUCGUGAAGAGCUCGCUGAAGUAUCAAGGCACUAGGCGCUCCAUUGAUAUCGUGCGAGACGUCACCAAUGUCACGCCUAUUCUUUGGCUGGCCGAAAGAUUCGCCAUUCCUCUGAAGACAGAGAAGAACCCUCGCGGCAUGUUGUCGAUUCCCGAGCUCUUCGGAAUCUACCUGGUUCUCUUCAUGUACCAGAGCUUCAACAUCCUACCACUCAACGAGACGAAAUUGAGAGAUGGUUCCAUGAAAGUCGCUCCAGUCUUACGCAAGAUCUUGACAACGCAUCUUCAAACCCAGCAAGGUGUCAAGGAAGCUGUUGUCGAUUGGCUCGCAAAGGGCUCAGCAUACGAAGUUGGUCCAGAUGCGGAUCGCAUUUACCAUGCCUUGAACGACACCAAGCUGCCGAUCGGUGACUUGGUCGGUGAUUGCAUUGGUAUGGGCGCACCUGUUGCUGGAAACAUUACUCAGCAAGCAUCGCUGCUCAUCGAUCUGUUCCUCAGCCCUGGCUACGGGGUCUACAAGGAACGUAUCAUCGAGCUCGCUCACAAAGAUGACUCGGCAUCUGAGCGCGAACUUCAAGGCUUCGUCUACGAAGGUAUGCGUCAUGCAGGCGUAGUCCCUGGCCUGCCUCGCGUCGCAUCUCAAGACGUCACCAUCAACGACGGCACCCGCGGUCCCAUCCACGUAAAAGCCAACCAAACCGUUCUCAUUGCCACUUCAAAAGCAUCCAUGGACCCCGUCGCUUUUCCCAACCCAGAAAAACUGGAUCCUCACCGUCCCUUCAGCUCUUACAUUCUCCUCGGCCAUGGACUGCAUUUCUGCUUCGGUGCGAGAUUGGUUGGUGUGUCGCUGGCUGCUACACUGAAGGAAGUGUUCAAGCUCAAGAAUUUACGCCGUGCGCAGGGUCGUGCUGGUCAUUUCUCGAUUGUUGAGCAUGAAGUCGCUGGUGUAAAGAUGAGACAAUACCUUGAUGACACCUCGAAGGAGUCGCCUAUUCCGAUGACGCUCGUUCUCGAAUACGACGAGUAAUGAGGAAUUAGAUGCAUGUUAUAUAGUAGACACACACUGAUACAAAUCUCGUGACGAAAAACGAUAACAUUUGACUAGAAGAAUGAGCUGUUCUCCCAGCUCGCCUCGUCUCGUCCUAGUCCUAUUUCUAGUCCCGUUGCCCGAUCCUGGGGCGCAGCGGUCGCUGUUCCGUUGAGCUGCAGCCUUGAGGCCACCACAUACAAUGACCUCGAUGUGCGCUCGAAUUCUUGUUUGCCAACUUAUAGCAAUAAUAGUUGGUUGCGGAAAGACAACUCU